UAACAAAAGUGAUAUACACUUGUUAUAGUAUCACAAAGCUUGAAAAAAGCAGCUGCUAAGUGCUAAAUAUAUUCGAAUAAAAGUAAAGUAAAAGCUUCCCACUUACAAAAAAAUAAGUAUAGUGAAUUUGAGAAGUUGGUUUUUGCAGUGUGGUCAGUAAUGGCGGUUUCUAUUCCUGUUCUUGUGAUUGUUAUUGCACUUCAUCUCAUUGCUUUUGUUCUUGCUGUCGGUGCUGAACGACGUCGUAGCACGGCGAAAGUUGUACCGGAUGAGUAUGAUGAACGGGCGUACUGUGUAUAUGGAACGGAUGCUUCUACAGCCUAUGGAUUGGCGGCAUUUGGUUUACUUCUGAUUAGCCAAACGUUGGUUAACGGCAUUACCAAGUGCUUGUGUUUUGGAAGAGGAAUGAUGGGUGGCAGUUCUACUACUUGUGCCAUUUUCUUUUUUGUCUUCUCCUGGGUUAGUUUUUUAGGAGCAGAAGCAUGCUUAUUGGCAGGAUCAGCAAAGAAUGCAUACCAUACAAAGUAUCGCGCGGUUUUCCAAGUUGAAAACUUGUCAUGUUCCACCCUCCGAAAAGGUGUAUUUGCUGCUGGCGCUGCCCUGACGUUAUUAUCAAUGAUUGGAUCCAUUUUCUACUACUGGAUACACUCGAAGGCUGAUACCGGUGGAUGGCAAAAACACCAAAACGAAGGACUUGGAAUGGCAGCAUCUAACUAUACCGAAUCUACUGAAAGAAAAGGCUGAAUCCGUGUUUCUUCUAAAAGGUCCGUUGCAUUUACAAUUCGAACAAGAUGUUUCGAUGAGGAACUCAAACAUGAAGAGUUCUAGUUCUUGGUUUGGUUUUCUACCAUCCAUAGUUACAUACAUAAUAUAUUAUAUAUGAACGUAGCUCGUAGGAAUUUAAGUAAAUUCGUAUUAAGCACCAAUUCGCGUCCACAUCGUGUCUGUAAUAGCUUUUGUGAGGAGGUUAUUGUAGAUUAUGAUCUCUAUGAUUUUCUUGGUAGUGAACUUGAAAAAGGGUACAAUUUUCUGCAGUUUAUUUUGUAAUUCUAUGUAAGUGAACAAACUAUGAAAUGAAAAGAAUGGUGUCACUUUCUUUAUUGAGUGUGAAAA
This is a messenger RNA of Solanum lycopersicum (tomato), 1113 nucleotides long. RefSeq lists its product as uncharacterized. NCBI's taxonomy places the organism in Eukaryota, Viridiplantae, Streptophyta, Magnoliopsida, Solanales, Solanaceae. The record is from RefSeq and is a predicted model, not a curated record.